AUGUCGACCACCACAACCUAUUUUCAGCUCGAAGAGCCGCAAACAAAAACUACAUGCUUCCAUCGCACUGAAGCAUAUAAGCUGUCUCAAGCACCGAGGCAGGAGGAGAAGCUCCCAGUGCCCAAGCCCGUGGAGGUGACACAGCGGGUGCUCCUCCUGAAGGGCGUCAGGGAACAAUACACACUGGUGGAUGACCACGCUAUUCCCUCUAUUUUAAAUCCUGGGGAAAUCCUCGUCAAGGUUCUUGCAAUCGGUCUCAACCCGAUCGACUGGAAAGCACCUGCAUUCAACUUCGGCAUUCCUAGCUUGCCAUGGAUCAACGGGCGUGACUUGGCAGGACUUGUUCUUCAAGUUCCGGACGAAUCAUCCCGUCUUCGCGUGGGCGACAUUGUUUUGGUCCCAUCAACCGACUACAGGGACAUCAGAAAGGCUGCAUUCCAAGAAUACGCUAUUUCCACCGACUUUAACGCUGCACGUAUUCCGUCCUCAAUGUCUAUCAGUGCAUCUGCAUCCCUUGGCGUUGCCUUCGUCGCCUCUGCUCUGGCGUUAGGUGUUUCAUUCGGACUAGACUUCUCUCGUCUUACACGGGCGCCUGGUCCCAAUUUGGCUAAUGUGAUUAACCAACUGGAUAAAAACAGCAUCCCAACGGACAUCCUUGGUGAAUGCUUCGCCUCGGAGGAUCGACCUCAACGGGGCGACUGGAUUGCUAUCUGGGGAGCAUCAACCACCACCGGUCUUGUCACACUACAACUAGCCAAGCUUGCAGGUCUCCGUGUGAUCUGCAUUGCCGAUGCGGCGCGGCAUGGCGCUAAGCUGCUCCAGUCCGGGGCAGAUCUGCUCGUAGAUCGGCACGAUACCGAUCGUGCCAUCGAGAUUAUCCGGGGCGUCACAGGCAGCAAGUUGCGAUACGCAGUUGAUAUUGUUGGAAAGCAGACCGCGACCAUUCUCCAAAGGGCUUUGGAUACAUCUGGCCACGCCCAUCUGCUAGGAUUGACCGGUCUGCCCAAAGAGCGAGAUCCUAGCAUCCGAUACCACACGGUGCCAAUCAAGCUCUUCCAUGAAGCUCCCGCGGUUGGUGAGAGUCUUGUGCGCUGGUUGGAGACGCUGCUGCAUGAUGGUACUAUCAGUCUCCCAGAAGUUGUUCGUGCGGAAGGGGGACUGGAAGGGAUUAAUGCGGCGCUAGAAACAUUGCGGAGUGGAUCGGUUUCGGGGAAAAGAAUCGUGAUAGAUCUCGGCGCUCAGUCAUGA
Messenger RNA from Penicillium argentinense, 1248 nucleotides. RefSeq names its product zinc-binding alcohol dehydrogenase family protein. Gene Ontology annotation, molecular function: oxidoreductase activity, acting on NAD(P)H. The transcript has 4 exons. Lineage: Eukaryota; Fungi; Ascomycota; Eurotiomycetes; Eurotiales; Aspergillaceae. The record is from RefSeq and is a predicted model, not a curated record. Bases 1 to 1248 code for a protein of 415 amino acids.